AUAAGAAUGUCUAUGUUGUUUUACCGACAGCCGCUAAAAACAUUUGCCAGAUCUCUACGUCGGUAAUGCAUAAAAAUUUGUUUUAUCAUCCACGACCAUUCGCAGAUAAACAGUAGUUGCCUAGAGUGAGUGCACAAGUGAUACCUCGCAUAAGUGAGUCGUCGAAGACGUCGCUGUGACGUCUCGUCCGUUCCACGUUCCUUCCUUCGCUCCAGGCUCCGAGCAGUCCGAGCUCCGACGGCCAGGUGCAUCUGUGGUGGUGCGGUGGCCCUCGACCGAGUCGUGUGUGCGCCAGAUCCAUCGAUUUAACGGGAACACAAAAUAAGAUGCUACGUCGUCUCGCCGUACGUCGCGCGUCCGGCCGUGUCGUGGAGCAGCUGACGGCAUCGUGCGCGAUUGCGGACAGGAUUGUCGGGCGCUAAGGACGUUAUGGGAAGAUGGUGAGGCAGUUCGGUUACCUCGGCCACUGGGAGCAUGGGUUCGCAAACGCUGGAGAUCCUGAGACAGGGCGUCUGGGCGAGCCUGACGGGCGGCUGGUUUUACGAUCCGCAUCUCGACGUUUUCUCCAACACGUUUCACCUCUACGUCUGGCUGUUCCUGCUCUGCCUGCCGUUCACGAUCUACCUGUAUUUUCCUCCUACGUUGUACGUCUGGUUGGCGUACUGUUCGUCAUUCAUCGCCGUUUUCGGAACGAUAAAAUGUGUGAAUCAUGCUCUGCACUGCGUAUAUGAUACCACGGAAUGCCUGGAGGAGCCCAAUCAAACCAUCAGCCAGCAGAAGUCGGAGGGCGAAAAGAAAUGGGCGGGCACACACAACAAAUCUAGGGAACAGUCGCAAGAUCAGACUGGUCAUGGCAUAGAGUUGCAGGUUUUGAAUGGUAAAACGGACACACCACCUGUAGAAUGUUCUUCACGUAACUCGUUUAUUGAACCAAAUAUACAGAAUUCCGACGCGGAUAGCAUAACGUCUGAAUACACUCGGGAUAAAGCUAGCUCGACUAUAGAUUUGAAGGUGGAAAUACACAGGAAAAACAGUUCGGAAAGUUCAGAAGAAGCGCAGCAGCUUAGUAAACCAAUGAUAACCAGCAUUAACGUGCAUGAAGCUGAAUUAGUUUCUGCACAAUACCACGAGCCACGUUCUAAGAAUAUUAUAAAUGAAUGGAAAUUGAAACGGCAAAAGUGUGUGGUGAUAGCGGAGGAAGAUCGACCGCGUAAACUGUGCCGGCAUUCGUCCGAGGAAUCUAGAAAUCGACAUUCGAAACAGAGCAAUCUUGGUAAAACAGGAUCCGAGAGUCAGAUAAAACAGACUAGCUCGUUAGAAUUGACGAAUCAUCGUCACAUCGGCGAUGAUUAUCCAUACUGGAUGCUCAAUCGAAGCGUUCGCAGACUCAAUUCCAAUUCCGUAUCAAAGGCACGCUUGACGAACGAUCAUCCACAGAGCUUAGAAAUCAUAUCGAAGAAGGGGGAUACGGACAACAAUAAGAUCUCGUCUCAUCCGCAAUCAUUAGAGGUUAUUACCAAGAAACCGCACCAGCAACUGAUACAUCCGCAAAGUCUUGAAAUAAUUGGCGCUACUAGUAAAAAUAUAAGCAGCACCGAUGACAAUAACCUGCCUCUUCAUCCUCAAAGCCUCGAGACGAUUAAUACCAAAAAGGUUUUACCGCAAAACACAUUGAAGAGAAACCAGCUACAGCUCUUACCGUAUCUUAGUUUCGGAUCCGAAAUAGUUUAUCCGAUAGCGGAACAGAGCGAUGAGCAAUUCGCCAAUGAGAGUUCAGAAGAGUUUAGCUUGUGCGAUUCCUACAGUCCAUUGCUGACGCGGAAAAACAUAAACGAUGCGAGCGCUACAUCUAAUCGAGACAGAAGUCUCAGCGCUGGCAGAUUUGAAGAUAGAUUUUCGAGGUUUAACGACGAUAAUGGAAUAGAUAACAAUUCAGCUAAUUCUCGAGAUGCUUUAAUAGAAGAGUCAAAGUCUAGAGGAGUAAAAAGAAGAUACAGCAACGCUAAUCAGAACAACCAUGAGUUUUCGGACGGUGAGAAAAGUAAGGAGAAACGACGAGAUAAAUCUAAAAACGUUCAAGACGAUCCACUCAAUUCGGGGAGCAUAGUUGGAAUAGAUUGGCUGUUCGAGAGCGGGGAUUGCUCUGUGGAACCAUGGACAAGUAAGAUAUUUUGGACUUUCACUCGCUCCGAUGAUACGGAUACGUCAGAAAGCCUACAGACGGCUAGUACAGAUUAUCUUCAUUCUAAAGAGCCCGAUUCGGGAUCGUCCAGUACAACGACCCUCAGCAUCGAGAACGAGGUGAAACGGAAUUUGCUGCCGCAGCUCGAGGUGGACAACACCACUAAGCGUCACCAGGGAGCGAUUCCCAAGCAGAGCCGUCCAAAACCCACGUCGUCGGACGUCGCGGACGACAGUAUUGUGUCGAGCGUUGAGCAGCAGCCGCGAGAGAAUCUUAAACGUUACAUCGAAGUACGACGGGAGAGGACUAGGAGGCGGGAUAGUACCAAAUUUGAGCAAACAAGCGGUUCAAAUCACGAAUUAAGCACGUUGCUGCCGAAUCCGGCGUCUCCGUUGCUGGCCGCGUUACUAAACAACUCUGGUCGAGAUCUGCCCGGUCAGUCGAGUACCGCAUCGUCCGACUUGCGACUCAGUCGCAAUUCCGAGAAGCGACACUUUCGGACCAGGUACGGUCGACUAAAACGGUCCAACCGAACUCACCGCGUUCGGUCACGCAACAUCGCUAAUCGUGACGAUAAUGUUGUGCCGUUAACCGCGCUGUUCGGCUUAAUUUCGAGUGGCGAGUGUCACUUAGCUACCAAUCAGAAUGACACCUCGGAAGGAGCGGUACACUACUUUCGUGACGAUAACGGCCACUGGUUGGCUUACACGUUCGAUGAAAAAGGUUUGGACAUGGCCGCCGCAGCCGCGGCGACGGCAGCACAGAUACCCACCAAUCCGCACAACGAAAAGUUAUUGAAUACGUUGCUGCGCCAGCAAAUCAACCAGAGUAUACAUUACGACGCGAAUUGGGAGCUUGCAGACUCGCUCAGUAACAGUUAUAGUAGCUUGUCGCUUAAUUCCGCUGGACUGACGGUAAUAAUCGACACGCCACCGGUGCUGUCAAGCCCAGCGAGCAAUCAGACCAAGACGCAAAGUUCACCGCCUUCGAAUUUGAUCUCUUCGAACACGGGUAGCUCGAAUCAGUGCACCCUCGGCGAAAAUUCGGAGCGCGAGCCGUUCCAUCAUACGCUGAUCGCACGCUCAGACUCGAUGGCGGACCGGAAUCGCAGGCUGCAGAAUCUCCUGGGCAAUCUGCAUCUGAAUCAGUAUCAAUCGGAUCUCAAUGGACGCAUGCCAGUAUUGACAUUGCCAACGCAUCAAGAACCCGACAUAAACACCAGUCUGUCGUGGAAUCGCUUCGUCGAUGGUUUAGACGGCUCUGAUUCUAAGCCCAAGCAAACUAGACACUAUUAUAAGUGCAAGAUCGGCAGACUGCCACACAUUAAAAUACGUUUUGACCGUCUCGCCCUAUUAGCUUUACUCGAUCGCAAUCUGACCGUACUUGAAACCAUCGUUUCCACAUUUCUAGCGGGCGCAGUUGCAGGCCUGGGUCUUCUACUGCUUCAACAGGGUUUCUACCGGGACAUCUUCGCGUUCAUAUUCUGCUUCGUGACAGCCGGAUGCCAGUACUCGCUGCUCAAGUCGGUCCAGCCCGAUGCCGCGUCACCCACACACGGCUUCAAUCGCGUUAUAGUGUUCUCCAGGCCCGCGUAUUAUAUCUUGUGCUCGAGUCUGAUUUUGAUUCUCAACGAGACGCUUAGAAACUUCAAGUCGUCCGACUUUCGGGUAUACGGAUUGCGCGUCGCCGAUUACGAUCUCAUACUGCAAGUUCGAAACGUUCUACUGAUAUUUCUGCUGUGUUUUCCGAUCGUAUUCUCGUUAGGACUAUUUCCGCAAAUCAAUACAUUUCUGAUGUACGUCUGCGAACACCUGGACAUUCAUCUGUUUGGCGGCAACGCGACCACAAGUCUGGUGUCAUCAGUGUAUUGUUUGUGCCGCAGCGUGAUCGCGGUUCUCAUCCUCUAUGGAUUCGCCUACGGCGCUCUUCUCGAACCCAAGUCCUCGCAGCACAUCUUAUUCUCCAUAUUUGUCGGUCUGCUCGUCGCAAUAUCUUAUCAUCUGAGCCGAUCAUCCUCGGAUCCCUCCGUAAUAUGGGACAUCCUCAAAGCGAAUUUAUGGCCGCCGGAGAUAGGUGACAGAUACACGGAGGAGAAAGAAGCAAAAAUUAUUGAAAAUACAUCGUCCUCACAGCCCGACAAUAUGGCCACGACUUACAAAGAGACCAAGAGCAAAACGUCCGGCAGGAAGAAAGACGUGAAGAUCAAGGUGGGCGAGCAGAUGUCGGACACCGAGCUGGUGGACCCUCUGCCAGAGAAGUUACGUUCGACGGUGAACUCCAGAUUAAAGAACGAUCUGAUUGUGUGCGCGGUAAUCGGCACCUUGUCUUUCGGGAUUCAUCGUACGACAGUGUUUACCGCCUUACAACCGGAGCUCAAUCCGGUACUCUGGAGUAUUGUGAGCUGCUUGGGCUUUUUGCUACACUACAUCGUGCCGCAGCUGCGCAAGCAGCUACCGUGGCUGUGCCUUUCGCGACCGGUACUGCGCAGUCACGAGCACGCGCAAUUCGAAGUACGCGAACCAGUGAGGAUAAUGUGGUUCGAGAAGGCCUACGUGUGCCUGUGUUUUCUGGAACGAAACGUGCUCUAUCCGGUCGUCUUCCUGGGCGCACUCACGGAAUGUUCGUCAAAGAUUGCCGACAAGUUUGGCGAGAACGUAGGCGCGCUCAUCGUCGUCGUGUGUGGCCUCAAGUCGCUCAGAUCAGCGUACUCGGACCCGUCCACCCGCUACCUCGUUCUCGUUUUCGCAGUGCUCUUCUUCCAACUUGAUUUCAGCAACUUGAGCGAGACCUUCCUGGUGGAUUACUUCGUCACGGGGAUCGCAUUCGCGAAGAUCUACGAGCUGCUGCUCAAAAUCCGUUUCGUCGUCACGUACAUCGCGCCCUGGCAAAUCACCUGGGGUAGCGCGUUCCAUGCGUUCGCCCAGCCCUUCUCCGUGCCACAUUCCGCGAUGCUCUUCCUUCAAGCCGGUAUCUCGGCAAUGCUUAGCACGCCCCUGAAUCCGCUGCUGGGUAGCGCGAUCUUCAUCUCGUCCUACGUGCGGCCAGUCAAGUUCUGGGAGAGGGACUACAAGACCAGAAGGGUCGAUCACUCGAACACGCGUAUGUCUUCGCAUUUGGAGCGUAAUCUGGGCGCCGACGACAACAAUCUCAACUCGAUAUUUUACGAGCAACUCACGCGCUCCCUCCAACAUAGUCUAUGUGGCGAUCUUGCGCUCGGCCGAUGGGGAAACGUAGAGCAGGGCGAUUGCUUCUUGCUCGCGUCGGAUUACCUAAACUGCUUAGUGCACAUAGUUCAAUUAGGUAAUGGGCUAGUGACGUUCCAGUUAAGAGGUCUCGAAUUCCGAGGAACAUAUUGCCAGCAAAGAGAGGUGGAAGCAAUUUCGGAAGGUAUCGAAGACAACGACAAUUGCUGUUGCUGCGAAAUGGGUCAUCUGUCGAACGUGCUUAGCGUGAACGCGGCCUUCAGCCAACGUUGGCUUGCCUGGGAAGUCGCAAGCGCUAAAUACGUGCUCGAGGGUUACUCGAUCUCCGACAACUCGGCGGGUUCUAUGUUGCAGGUUUUUGAGUUUCGAAAAGUACUGGUUACUUACUAUGUCAAAAGUAUUGUCUUCUAUGCCGUCAAAUCGCCCAAGUUGAAGCAGUGGCUGGAAAAUCCGGAUAUCAUCGACGCACUGAAACCGACACUCGACAAGAACUUCGUCGAUCUCGAUCCCGUCUUCAACGUAAAGAUCGACGAGGACUUUGAUUUCCGUGCGAGCGGUAUCACGCGGAGCAACUUUUGCAAUGUUUACCUUGAUUGGAUACAAUAUUGCGCUGGUAAACAAGAUAAGUCACUAGAUAGAACACGCGAUUCAUAUCUCGUGUCAUUGUGCCUCUCAUUAAGUCUGCUGGGAAGACGCGUGUUAGGCGCUGCAUCUCAUAACACGUUAUCAAACGUGGAAUUUUUUCUCUACGGAUUGCACGCGUUAUUUAAAGGUGAUUUUCGAAUAACAUCAGUUCGCGAUGAAUGGGUGCUGCACGAUGUCGAUCUGUUACGCAGUGUAGUCGCGAAGGGAAUACGAAUGGCCUUGAAAUUGCAUCAAGACCACUUUAUGAGUCCGGAACAGUACGUUGAAUCGGCAGCGCUUUUCGAGGCUAUCGACAAUCACGAUCAGAACAUCGUCAUCAGUCACGAAGCGGAUCCACUUUGGAGAAAUGCUGUACUGAGCGGUGCGCCCAGUUUACUGGCGCUCAGACACGUACUCGAUGACGGCAUAGACGAGUACAAAGUGAUAAUGCUUAACAAACGUUUUCUGAGCUUCCGAGUUAUCAAAAUGAAUCGCGAAUGUGUUCGCGGACUCUGGGCCGGCCAGCAGCAGGAGUUGGUAUACUUGAGAAAUAGAAAUCCGGAGCGCGGCUCGAUACAGAACGCCAAGCAAGCAUUGAGGAAUAUAAUUAAUAGUUCCUGCGAUCAGCCAAUCGGAUAUCCGAUUUACGUCUCCCCUUUGACGACCAGCUACGGCGAGACUAACGAACAGUUAUGCUCGAUAAUCGGAGGACCACUGACUUUUGGCACCAUAAAGAGCACUGUGUUAAAACUAUGGAGAAGAAUAAGAAGAAGAUGUGGUCAAGGUUGUUCCUCGGGCGGCACUGGCCCCCAAGACGACGGAGGCUUUGGAAAUGAUGGGGUAUACGCGAUGACUACGUACAACAUACAUUCUGGCUAUGCUCAAUCGGGUCACAACACUUCCGGCUCUCAGUCAAUGGAAUCUGGUUGUCAGAUCGGUGGUUCGACCGGUCGAGGUUCUCUCGGUCGUGCGAAUACGGGCUCUCUCAGUGGUAACAGAGGUUCACUAGCUUCCGUUGGGAAGCCAACCAGCUCGACACUCGCCAGUUUGGCCGGACUGCUCAGUAGUAAUGAUAUCAAAAUGGAGACCAAGAGCGAGACGAGCUUUUCCAGUAAACUGGAAAAAGAGGAAGUUUUCCAAAGAGUUCGUAUUAUGGACCCUAAUCAAGUAUACGAUGCCAUCAAUCUGGGCCGACGUAUAGAUGUGAUAUGGCCGGACGAGAGAAUGCGACAGCAGGGUGGUCGUUCCGGCUGGCAGCAUUGGGUGCCGGAAAGAGGUAUGGAGGGUUGCGUGGUUCAUCGCUGGUCACCGAACCAUCGCGAUCCUAAUCGACGAUCGCACGUCGACAAAGUUAUCUUGUUGGUGAAAAUCGAGGAUAAGUACGUGCCGAUAGCCGAGCAAGGUGUGCGAGAUCUAGGCGCGGAGGUUUAGCACAACGUCUCCGAAACGGAAGAAGCGAUACCGUACGGUCAUCGUUUUUGUACGCUUGCUCUGCCGACCUGCAGACUUGCGGUAUCACAUGUACGUCAACUACAGCCCAACAGCAGUGGUCUGGCUCUCGCUCGAAGAUGCGCGGUACCGACGAGACGCGAAAGUCUGGAUAUUAAUCUCUAACAAACGAACAAAUGUAUCAUAUUAACAAUAUCGAAUGCUAGUUACCUACUUCCACGAAGUCAAUACUCGCCAUUAGAUCGUAACUCGAAGGGACUCGGAUCAACGACAUGCUCAAUCACGUGAGACCCUUAACUUAUCUCGAUUAACAAGUUUUAUUAUGUGAUCACAAGUCACAACGCUUAAUAUUUUUUCUUCUUUUUCUUCUUUUUUUUAUCAGAGAGAGUCCGCGCAAUAUUUUUCAUUUGCUUCACAGAAGCAUUGCUCCUACUUUGUCCGUGUCUUAGCAUGUUGUCGCCGUAUACCCUUCCGAUUACGUUUCAUUUUUAAUGAUAUUGUACUUAUAGCAAGUUUUGCAGAUACGAUUCGAUGAUAUUCCUCCCUCAGAUUUAACGUCCCGUUUUUCCAUCUUUGACCGCCAUUGAAUCGCUAAAGUUUCUGCUUCUUGAACAUUUCGGACGCGAAAGGCAGAUAUAUUGCAAGAAUUAUAGAGACUGUACAGAAAGAGAGGAGAAAUGGAGAGAAAGAAAUAUAUGAGAAUAUUUUGUCACCUUGUAAGUCACAGAUACAUAUAUUGUUAUUUCCCGUGAGAGUUGCAUAAGAAGGUAAAAAACGCCAAUCGCCAAGUUAUUCAAUGCAAAAAACUGAAUUGUAUCAUGUUGUACCAUAUAUACUGUAUAUUAUAAUGAUAUAUUAGUUCAUUUAUGGAACGCGGAGCAGUUGUUACUUGUUGCCCAAUAUAUCUAGAUUAUUUACUAUUGGUUACUAUAGAGAAGGUAGCAGUCCGGGUGCGUGCGUUCCUCUUCCACUAAUCUAUAAUGUAAGUGCGAUAAUUGCCGAUCUAUAUAAUGUAAAUGCGACAUAUAUUUUUGGCGGUUGAUGAAAAGAGAAAAAAACGAAUUACAGAGUAGAGAAGUGUAUACUAUUUACAAAUAUGUAAUAAUGUAUCAUAUUAACGAGGUGGAAGUCUCUUUAAACUGUGCUGUGUUGUUAUAUAGAUUGUACACAGCGGGUACAACAACAAGUGGCAUCGAUAGGAUUAAUUAAUUGUACAUAAAAAUAUCAUUCGUGUUUUUCUACGAUUUUGUUACGAUUCUCUUUUUUAAAGGUAAGCAGUGUAGAUAAAUUGUAAAUAUACAUAUACGUCGCGCGAUAUACACACGCAUAUUAUCGCAGACGUCCUCGAAGCGUCCAGAAUCUAUUCUAUUUGAGCGUAUAAUUUUUUGCGGGGCCACAAGUCGCGCUCUGGCAGGACAUAUCCGCGUGCGUUAAAACAGCGGUGUCAUCUUGUUCAAUUCCCACGCGUUGUGCCCGUUCAAAAACUUGCGCUUGGUAUUACUUAAUUGCAAUUGCCGGAUUGUUAGUCGACAGUGCAUUUACGUUUGAUGGCGAUGUCUCGUUAAAUUACGUAUCAAAUGUGAAUGCAUUGAUAUAACGCCAUCGGGCAAUGAUCGAAGCGUCUGUAAUGUUAAUUAUCCUUAAAAGAUUAUUAUACGAAUCGUUUCCGCGUUUUUUUCUUUUUCUUCUAAUUUUGUAUAUAAUCUCUGUAAAUCAAUUCCUGCUUUAUUUGUUUACACUAUAAAUGUUAUAAACGAGUUGGAGACGUAGAUACUGGUUAUUUAAAUAAUAAGAAACGCAGGGUUGCUUGCAAAAAUUGCAUAAAUCCGAAGCACGUUCGUUCAUUCAUUGCUGCAUAGAAGAAAAAAAAUGUGUGUGUGUGUAUAUGUGUGUGUGUGUGUGUGUGUGUGUGUGCGCGCGCGCGCGCGCGCGUGUGCAUGUGCGUAUGUGUGUACGUAUACAUACACAUAUAUUUGGCAAAAAUUAGAAAAAAGAGGAAGAAAAACAGAAUUUUUUGCAAGUGACCACAAAAUCACAACAUUGCCUUAUCAUGGUGUCUUGAAAAACACCUGACUGAUGAUGAAAAAAAUUAUAGCUAGUCUUUAAUUGUUGGUAAACACAUUUACGUAUCGCUUGCUGCCGAAAGACGCAAGGGGGGAGGGGAGAGGAAGAAAAAGGUGCUCUUUCACCAGUCACAUGGAAUAAUCUAUUAUAUCUCUGGCCUACUAUAUCUUUAAUGGACAGUACUUUCGUACACACUGAUUGUACACAAUGAUCAACAAUAAAUGAGAAAUUGAAAUCUGA
Molecule: messenger RNA, 9762 nt
Organism: Solenopsis invicta (red fire ant)
Lineage: Eukaryota; Metazoa; Arthropoda; Insecta; Hymenoptera; Formicidae
Gene: pcx
Product: pecanex-like protein 1
Exons: 16
Coding region: 475-7440 (2321 amino acids)
Biological process (GO): endoplasmic reticulum organization
Cellular component (GO): membrane; endoplasmic reticulum
Source: RefSeq, a predicted model, not a curated record